AUGGACCUCGUCUUUCACUGUUGCCUGUUUUCCGGCGGCUGUCGGUACCUGGCUGUUGUUUGUGUCCACGAUAAAAGAAAAGUGCGUCCUCAGGUCAGCGGGUCUCCGGUUACGCGCACGUGCACGGUGCGCGCUCCCGCAGACGCGCAUCAGCAUCAGCACCAGUGGAGCGCACGGUCCCCACGCCCGCUCCCAGGCGCGCUCAGUUCUUUGUGGAUUUUCGCGCGUAAAGACAAGCCAAGGAUGUGCGGUGUGGACGUGGAUUUGGACGAUGGCACUGGGGAGGAGGAGAAAGAGGAGGAGCUCUGGAUCGGGGAGGGGGUGAAGAUGUUGCCCCCGCCCGUAGCCCACAGUGGGGGCAGUGCAUGGGGCAGCCGCAGAGGCAGGUGUGGCUGCGUGGCCUGGGGGGUCCUGCUGCUGAUGUGGGACCUGUGCAUCAUAGUACUCUGUGCUCUGAUUCUGGCUCUGGUGUUCGCUGUGGUGCUGCUGCCCGCGAUGCUGCUGCUGUACGCCGGCUUCCUCUGCCAUUCCAGAGUCCUUGAUGCGCGCGCUGCCAUAUGCCAUUACCUGGAUGACAACAGCUGUUCGGCUCUCAUCAUCCUGGGAUUCGUCAUGAUGUCGCCGCUGGUCGUCGUGGCAGCAGCAGUGUUUUGUGGGCUUCUCAGAAAAUUCCGUCUCCUGUUUUGCAUUCAACCCAUCUCCAGAGCCUGGUACAGGGGCCGGCUGCUGGACUGGGCCACCAAUGUCCACGCCUGGGUCUGA
Molecule: messenger RNA, 762 nt
Organism: Knipowitschia caucasica
Lineage: Eukaryota; Metazoa; Chordata; Actinopteri; Gobiiformes; Gobiidae
Source: the annotation of a GenBank genome assembly